This is a messenger RNA of Marasmius oreades (fairy-ring Marasmius), 2471 nucleotides long. RefSeq lists its product as uncharacterized. The transcript has 13 exons. Gene Ontology annotation, biological process: cysteinyl-tRNA aminoacylation. Lineage: Eukaryota; Fungi; Basidiomycota; Agaricomycetes; Agaricales; Marasmiaceae. Gene Ontology annotation, cellular component: cytoplasm. Gene Ontology annotation, molecular function: ATP binding; cysteine-tRNA ligase activity. The record is from RefSeq and is a predicted model, not a curated record. The coding region runs from base 8 to 2422 and encodes 804 amino acids.
GUAUUUCAUGGUUCUUCUGACUGUAGUCUACAGAUCAUCACUUUCUUUUCCUUUCGUCUAUCGUUCAGCUGUAUCACUCUGGAAUACUAGAAAAAUGUCCUCGGUAUCAACUCAGCAACCUCAAUGGUCAACGCCCGUGCCUAUACAACCAGAGCCUGUCCUCAAAGUUUACAACUCAUUAACCCGAACGAAGACUGAAUUUGUUCCCCUCAAUGGUCGGCUCGUAAAAUGGUAUAACUGUGGACCAACAGUCUACGACGCUUCUCAUAUGGGCCACGCCCGCAACUAUGUUACACAAGAUAUCAUACGGCGGAUAAUGUCUGAUUAUUUUGGAUACGAUGUUCAUUUUGUUAUGAAUAUCACGGACAUCGAUGAUAAGAUAAUAAAACGCGCUCGGCAGACCCACCUUCUAGAGACAUUCCGGAAAGACACCACCGCAUUGACAGAGAACCUAUUCUCGCAGGUCCAGGCUGCGUGGCAUAACUUUAUUAGAAGCGAGAUUGCAAAUGGACUGGCAGAAGAAGAGCGACCGUCGGAUGGAACCCAAGGCGAGGAUUGGUCAAAGAUUGUUGAACUAUAUCAAAAUAAGGCAUGGAGGCAAGCUUGUGUACGACGAGAUGAAAGGUUUGACAUGAACUUUUCUUCAGCGAACCGUGCAUUUAUAGCUCUGAAGGGUGCUCAAUCUCAACUCGAGAGUGGUCAGACAGAUGAAGGCGUCGCUCACAGGCUGAUUGACGAAUCAAACGAUAUCUUGGCUGUAUUCCUCGAUGAGCAGUACAAAGCCACCGUCACGGAUCCUUCUCUUUCCCGGAAUCUGGCGUCAUAUUGGGAAAGACGAUUCUUUGAUGAUAUGGAACGCUUGGGAGUCCGAGAGCCAGAUACUCUUACACGUGUUACUGAAUACGUCCCCGAAAUUGUUGCCUUCAUCGAGCAAAUUAUGAAAAAUGGCUACGGAUACGAAGCCGAAGGAAGUGUUUAUUUUGACACCAGGACCUUCGACAAUGCCGCUAUUCAUGACUAUGCCAAGCUUGAGCCAUGGAGCAAGGGCAACAGAGAACUAAAGGCCACAGAAGGAUCUUCGUCGAAGUCAACGCGCCGAUCGACAUCGGACUUUGCUCUUUGGAAGGCAUCGAAACCGGGCGAACCUUCUUGGCCUUCGCCGUGGGGUCCUGGGCGUCCGGGUUGGCAUAUCGAAUGCUCAGUGAUGGCGAGUGCCAUCUUUGGCGACAAUAUGGACAUCCAUUCCGGCGGAAUAGACCUUGCUUUCCCUCACCAUGAUAAUGAAAUGGCUCAAUCGGAAGCCUAUCAUGAAUGCCCCGCCUGGGUCAACUACUUCUUGCACACUGGACAUCUUCAUAUCGAAGGGCUCAAGAUGAGUAAAUCCCUCAAAAACUUUAUCACGAUUGACGAAAUAUUGCAACGAUACACCGCUCGUCAGCUGCGCCUGGCUUUCCUCACACAGCUUUGGAAUGCUAAAGUAGACUUCUCUGAAUCCCUCAUGGCUGGCGAAGUCAAGAACCUCGAAACCACGCUCAAUAACUUUUUCACUACAGUGAAGGCUUUGGUUAGCCAAGCGCGUGCCAACGGAUCGGUAUCUGAUGGGUACCACCACUACGAACUGCCUGAAAGCCAGCUCGCCGCGCGAUUCCAUGAGACCCAGUCUGCUUUCAGAUCUGCUUUGUGCGACUCCUUCAACACUCCCGAUGCCCUCGAUGCCAUACGAGAUAUCGUUUCGAGGACAAACACCUAUAUCAACUUCCGAGGAAAAAAUAUGAAUAUUGGCGUGGUAGAAAACAUUGCUCGGUGGACUGGCGCGAUGUUGCGCAUGUUUGGCUUGGGCGAGGGGGAGAGCUACGAAAUAGGUUGGGGUCAAGAAAGGAAGGCAGGCGAAACCGUUAACCAAGAAGAGGUCCUGAUGCCUUACCUUCGAGUGUUGUCCUCGUUCCGAGACGGUGUACGCAAGAUUGCGAUGGCUAAGGGCGAUUCAGCCUUGAAGGAUAUUCUUUCACUUUGCGACAAAUUGAGAGACAACGAACUGGUGCCUCUGGGAGUUGCGUUGGAUGACCAGGAAGAUGGUCAAGCCCUUGUAAAGUUGGAGGAUCCCGCAGAGUUAAUACGGGUGCGCGACGAGAAGAAGGCUCAAGCACAAGCAAAGGCUGCCAAGAAAGCUGCCGCUGCAGAGGUUGAACACCAGAAGCGUUUACAGAGGCUAGAGAAAGGUCGUGUUCCUCCAGAACAGCUAUUCAAACCGCCAAACGUCACGGAAGGCACAUACGGUUCUUGGGAUGAAGUCGGAAUACCUCUUACAGACGGUGAGGGCAAGGAAUUGAGCAAGAAUCAGGCUAAAAAGGUGCAGAAAUGUUAUGCGGACCAAAGGAGAUUACACGAGGAGUUUUUGGCGCAUAGAAAUGAGUUGGAGUAAUCAUUUAGCGGAUAUCACAUUAUAUAACAAUGCCCACCUAGUAUUACAU